AUGAAUUCUUUAUGGCCUUCAGGGGUUUUAACUAUUACAGGCUGUACGAGUGCAACUGUACUGUCAAUUCAGCGUAGUCUACACUUCAAAAAACGAAUUACUCUUGAAGAUUAUGACAAGACGUAUAUAAGAUUAGACACAAGACGCGAUACUUCAAUACCUUUUGCUGAUAACCGACUUAACCGUCUUGCUUUUUCAACAUUGAUUUUGGCUGGUUUAUUUGUUUGGAAGCUUAAAGAGACUCUUGACAGUAAACAAGAUAAUGACUCCAUGUACUCUUUAACUGCUUCUAUUUGUGUCUUUCUUGCAUGGCUUUAUAUACUUAUGCUCGUCCUAAUCUCCCAUCGUUAUCGUCUUUCUAAUGCUUGGGGCUGGAUUCUCAAUGUUCAUCUGUCCGUUCUUUAUUUGUCUGAAUGGAUUGUGUCAAUUUAUUGUUUGUGGCAGCAAGUGUCAUCACAAACAGAUAUAGACUGGCUGCACAGCCUAUCCUAUGUGUUACCUGUUGUCCUUGAAUUCGAUAUGGUUUAUGUAACUAUUACCACAAAUUGGUGUGACAAAGUGGUUCAGGAUGUCACUAAGAAGAAGGCUGAUUUGACGGACAAAGACUUGCCUGUAUUGACUGCUGGGUAUCGUGCACAUAACAUAUUUUAUACUUUUGGUGCUUCCCCUGGACAAGGACUGAUUAAGCGAUCAUUGAUAACAAAUAAGGCAUCAUUUAUAGCUCAAUUGAUACUGAGUGUCAUUAGUUCAGGAUUGUACUAUGGACCUGCUUUCUUUAUCAAUCGGUUUUUGAAAUUCUUACAAGACCAUAGUAAUAGUGUCGAAUUCGGACAUCCUUUAAGGUGUGGCAUUUUCAUUGUUCUUUGCUUGGGUGGUGCAAUUACUGUCUCUGCUCGAAUUCGUUCCAUGUUAAAUGUUGAAGCAUACAAAAAGAUACUUCGUCGUAGAGAUCUUUCUUCUUCUGGUACUUAUAAGAAUAAAACAAAAGGCGAAGAACAUACUGCUACUGCUACUGCUACUGCUACUGCUACUUCAGGUACCAUUGUAAAUUUGAUGAGUACAGAUGCUAGCCGUGUAUCCAACUAUAGUGCUUCGUGGUUCUUUAUUCUUAAGGAAGCUCGUGAUGAACGUGUAUCAUUGAUGAAUGAGGUGCUUCAGGGUAUCCGACAAAUCAAGUUCUUUGCUUCAGAGGCUAACUGGGAAGAACGUGUCAUGAAGGCUCGUCUGCUUGAAUUAAGACAAUUAAAGAUGACUUAUAUUAACAACAUUGUUUACUCUCUUUUAUACAAUGGUUCGCCUAUUUUUUUAAGCUUGAUUACAUUCUUUUUCUUUACAAAAGUGCACGGUGGACAGCUCACUGCUCCUAUUGCGUUUACUGCUAUCAGCAUCUUUAAUGAACUCAGGCUUGCUCUGAUUCCCGAAAGCAUUGUUGUAGCGAUUGAAUCCUAUGCCAGUGUAAAGCAUAUUGAAAAGUUUUUAUUUGAAGAAGAAAUUGAAUAUACACUUCAACAAGACUCUGAAGUUGGUUUUGAACAGGCCACCCUCGGUUGGAAUGCAAACGGCAAAGAAAAUGAUUCAGGUUUUAUCUUGAAGGACCUCGACUUCAAGUUUCCUCAAAACGAUCUUGGUUUGAUUAGUGGUGCUACAGGUUCUGGAAAGACAUUGAUGCUACUUGGUCUAUUAAAAGAAGCUUUUGUUCUUGAAGGCAAAGUGUACUGCCCGCAUACUCCUUUGCCAGAAACUUUGGAAUCUGAAAUCGGUGCUCCUUCUGCGGAUAUUUCUGAUGAUUGGGUCCUUGACAGCGAUUUCACUGAAAUUGGCGAAAAAGGUAUUACAUUUAGUGGUGGUCAAAAGGCUCGAGUUGCUUUAGCUAGAGCAGUGUAUUCUCGUGCUCAAAAUGUAUUGAUUAAUGAUAUUCUUAGUGCAGUAGAUGCACAUACAGCAAAGCAUUUGUUGGAAAAAUGUCUAGUGGGCCCUUUGAUGAAGAAUAGAACGCAACAAUUUGCUCGUAUCGUUAGAAAUGAACAUGAAGAUUAUCAACAAGAGACUGAAGAUAAAUUUACUCCUAUUAUUGCCAAUGAAACAAAAGCAUCCAACACACCUAAACAAUUGAUUCAAGAAGAAAAACGUGAUUCUGGUUCAGUUAAGCUGAGACUCUACAAAUCUUAUUUUGGCUUGGCUGGCAAGAUGGUCUUUUGGCUUGGGAUGGUCAUUCUUGUUUUUGGUACUCGUGCUCUUGAAAUUGGAGAAAGUUGGUGGAUCAAGAUCUGGACUCAAUCGUAUGAACAAUAUUCUCGGGAUAUUUGGUACAAUUUCUUUUCAUUCAAGGUCUCUCAUUCUUCUCAAGAGCACCAUGGUUUACCUGAAGGCGUAGUUCACUUGAAAUUUUACUUGAGUGUUUGUAGUGCCAUUGCACUUUGUAGCGUAUUAUCAGGUGCAGCAAGAAAUGGUUAUUUAUUCUGGGGCUUGCUCGGAGCAAGUAAGACACUGUAUGCCAAUCUUCUUCAUCGUGUACUUGGUGCCCCGCUUCGUUUCUUUGGCAUAACACCACUUGGUCGAAUUCUGAGCAGAUUCUCAAAAGAUUUCGAUUUUGUGGACUCAAGCAUUCCUCGACAUCUCAUGAUAUUUGCAGUUCAAUGGAUAAACAUCUUUACUUCGGCUAUUACCGUUUGCAUUGUCAUAUCUGUCUUUACUGGUCCAAUAACGAUUAUCAUGGCAUUCAACAUUUGGCUUGGCAGGAACUAUAUCGUUAACUCUCAUGAAUCGAAACGUUUAGAUUCAGUCACUCGUUCUCCUGUUCUCUCUGCUUCUACAGAAAGUAUUACUGGGGUGGCUACUAUUCGAGUAUUUGGUGUAUCGCAACAAUUCUUGAAAAUUAUGAUGGGCCGCAUUGAUGAAAACAGUAUUGACGUUGCUCUGGCUGGUUUUACUUUAAGUUUGAUCUUGAUGUUUACUGAUAGUAUAUUUUGGGUUGUUCGCCUUUAUACUGAAGUCAAAAUGGGAUUCAACUCUGUUGAGCGUGUGGUUGAAUUCACUCAAAUUGAUCAAGAAGCUCCUCCGGUUACUGAAUCACGCCCUCCAGCUCAAUGGCUCUUGCAUGGUGCUAUUCGAGUCAAGGACCUUGUGACAAGAUAUGCUGCUGACCUGGAACCUGUAUUUAAAGGCAUCUCAUUCUCUGUUAAUCCAAAAGAAAAGAUUGGCAUCGUAGGUAGAACUGGUAGUGGUAAAUCAACUUUGGCUUUAUCGUUUUUCCGAUUUGUCGGGGUAUCUGAAGGAUCCAUUGUCAUUGAUAGUAUUGAUAUCAAGGAUUUGGGUACCAAGGAUUUGAGAUCCAAUUUGACAGUAAUUCCUCAAGAUCCUAUUUUGUUUUCUGGUACUCUUCGUUCUAAUAUGGAUCCCUUUGGAGAAUUUGAAGACAAAGACAUUUUUGCUGCUUUUCGCCGUGUACAUUUGAUUUCAGAAAAUGAUGGAGAACAGCAGGAUAUCAAUGCAAAUGUUGUUUCUGAAGGAGGUUGCAACUUUUCUCAAGGCCAACGUCAAUUACUUUGUUUUGCUCGUGCAUUAUUAAAACGAAGUCGCGUUGUGGUCAUGGAUGAAGCCACUGCUGGUGUGGAUUUCGAAACAGACAAAGCUAUUCAAAAUACAAUUGUUACAGAAUUUUCUGACAGUACUGUUCUGUGUAUUGCUCAUCGAUUACAUACAGUAAUUAAAUAUGAUCGUAUUUUGGUGCUGGAUCAAGGUCAAGUAAAAGAAUUUGAAGAUCCUCUAACGUUGAUUCAUAAUACUAAUUCCUUGUUCUACAAAAUGUGUCGCAACUCUGGUGAUUUUGAAAGGCAAAUGAACUAUGAACAAAGAGAUACCCAAGAAGGAGCUUCUCUUCUUGAACAACAACUUGAGCCUCACCAUAAGGAUUACCAUUCGACUUCUGAUUCAGCUCAUUACAAUAUAAUCAACAUUAAAGGACAAGUCAAUACUGUCCUUGAGGACUCCAACGACGCAUUCUCAUUGAAGAAACUAUUGAAAUAUACCGGUCCUGGCUGGCUCAUGGCGAUAGCUUACUUGGACCCAGGAAAUCUUGAAUCGGAUCUUCAGGCUGGCGCAAUUGCAGGAUACAAGCUAUUAUGGUUACUUUUUUGGUCACAUGUUGCUGGUUUAGCUAUUCAGAUCCUUUCUGCAAAAUUAGGUGUGGUUACUCAGAACCAUCUUGCUCAACUUGUCCGUAAAAACUAUCGACUUCCUGCAGCCUCAGCCAUUUGGCUGUUUACGCAGCUAGCCAUUAUUGGAUCCGAUAUUCAAGAGAUCAUAGGAACAGCCAUUGCGAUCAAGAUCAUUUUUGGCAUCCAGUUAUGGGUAGGUGUAAUGAUUACAGCCACAGACACUUUCUUUUUUAUGUGGCUGCAACAAUAUGGCGUGCGUAAGAUUGAAGUCUUUUUCAUUACAUUGAUUGGUAUCAUGGUUGCUUGUUUUGGAAUAGAAAUGUUUGCUUCUCAUCCAAGCUUUGAAUCUAUCCUUCAAGGUAUUGUUGUACCUGAAAUUCCUCCAGAAGCAAGAGUGCAAGCAGUGGGUAUGGUAGGUGCUGUCAUUAUGCCACACAAUAUGUUUUUGCAUAGUGCACUUGUAAUGUCCCGCCAUCUUGGUAUUAAUCCUUCUGUUAAGAAGAAGAAGGAAGCUAAUUAUUAUUUUGUUAUUGAAUCUACAAUUGCUCUCUUUAUUUCUUAUCUUAUCAAUUUAGCGAUUGUGGUUGUGUUUGCACAGGUGUUUUAUAAGCCUGGGCAAACAAUCACUGAUUUGCCUGGAUUGUACGAUGCCUCCAAAGUACUGUCAAACACGCUUGGAAAAAGUGCGAAAUAUUUCUGGGCAUUGGGUAUUUUAGCUGCUGGUCAAAGCUCAACCAUGACAGGCACUUUGGCUGGUCAAUAUGUUGUGGAAGGAUUUCUGGGCGCUGUAUUUAAGAAGCAAUGGCAUCGUGUUGCAUUAACCCGUGCAGUUGCUUUGGUUCCUAGCAUGCUGGUUGCAAUUCUUGCUGUAGAGCGUUUUGAUACUAUGGGCGAAUUCUUAAAUGUAAUGCAAAGCUUAUGUCUUCCAACUGCAAUUAUACCCAUCUUGAAACUGACAGGAUCAAAAGACAUUAUGACAGAUGUUUUCAAAAACUCAUUAUUAACAGACCUAGUCUGUUGGUCUAUUUCCUUUAUUGUCAUUGGGUUCAAUGUGCAUCUCUUUGUGAACUAUCUAGAUGACCUAGAUUGGCCAAUUUAUGGGGUUAUUUUUAGUGUUGUUUAUUUUCUAUUUGUGCUCUAUCUGAUAUACAUUCCCCUUGACAUCCCCAAUCCUAAGGAGAUUGAAGCAGACACUGAAGAAAGCCUUUAA
This is a messenger RNA of Gilbertella persicaria, 5367 nucleotides long. RefSeq names its product natural resistance-associated macrophage protein-domain-containing protein. Gene Ontology annotation, biological process: metal ion transport; transmembrane transport. NCBI's taxonomy places the organism in Eukaryota, Fungi, Mucoromycota, Mucoromycetes, Mucorales, Choanephoraceae. Gene Ontology annotation, molecular function: ATP binding; ABC-type transporter activity; metal ion transmembrane transporter activity. The transcript has 17 exons. The coding region runs from base 1 to 5367 and encodes 1788 amino acids. Gene Ontology annotation, cellular component: membrane. The record is from RefSeq and is a predicted model, not a curated record.